UUGAAUUCUUCUUUCCUUAAAUUUUUUAGUUUAAGUUCCUUUUUUUGCUUUAUUUAUCUAUUUGCUAGCCACAUGUUUCCUCUUAUUGCAGUUUUUUGAUUUAGCUGAAAUUGCUCGCUCAUCUUUCUUUGUUGACCGCAUUGUUUUUACCAGUUACCAAACAGAAAUUUUCGACUCUAGAGCGGGAACUAAAUGAUUCUCACCAAGACGUACUACAUACGUACACAGAGGGUGGAUGAGUGAAAUGGCCGGAACAAGUGAAGCCGAUUCUGAGGAAUCGCAGAGAAAUGGAAGCUCCUUUCAAUGGGAUGACAAAUCUCAGCUAUUCUACGAUGCCAGUAGUGGAUUUUAUCAUGAUCCCGUUGCGGGCUGGUAUUACAGUAGUAGAGACGGUCUCUAUUACAAAUUUGAAAACGAGAACUAUGUGCUGUUGGGGUCUGACCAGGGUGAUCUAUCUGAAACGUAUCAGUGUGUAAACAGCAUUCCUAAUAAUUCCAUUCAAGAUGACCCUGAUGCACAUGUACAUUCUCAUAAAGAUGUGGAUUACUCAUUAUUUCAAACAGGUGAAUCUGAAGCAGAUAAACUAGGAACUGUUGCCGAUGAUCCCCCUACAGUCUGCAUUGAGUGCAACAGCAGUCAAAUGACUGAGUCUGAAUGUCCACCUCCACCAUCAGAAUGGUUAGAAGAUACACUUAUUGAUCUUUAUUUAUCGGGUUAUUCCAACCAAGCAACUGAUGUUGUUCAUGAUGUGAUGAUGCCCAUGGAAACUGAUCAAAGGGAUAACUUAGGUCUGUCAGUUGAAGGAAACAAUGAUACUCGUGAAUUAGAAGAAGGUGAAUGGAUACCAGAUGAAGAUCAUGGAGUAAAUGAUUCAAGUGAAAGUAUCUCAGAUGAAGGUGCUUCUUGGGAUGAAGAAAACUGGCGUGCUCAGUAUGGUCAAGUCAUUCGUUCUGGUGAAGAGUCAGUCCCAGAUUUCAAAGUGAUAGAUUUAUGGGAUUGGUCAAUUGUCACAAGAACAAGAAAGGAUGGAAAAAAUCAGGUUGCCAGGCUGGUAGGCCGAUUGGUGAGACAAUCCGCUAGGCUUCACCCCUCAAUGCCUUCGGGUGGUGGUCUGCUGAAAACUGCUCCAAUAUGUGAAGUGCAUCUUGACCUGGUGUAUAAGUUGAGGAGUCCUAGUGCAAAAUACUUGGCCUCCUUGUCAACUUAUGAUUCCUCCAACCCAACUAAAGAUUGGGGCUUCCCAGAAUUGUCAAUUGAUGGGAAAAUCCAAGCCCCACCCGGAUCGGGUGGAAACUGUGAAGCGAAGAUGAUAAAGGGUGCCCCCGUUCACAAGGAUUUGCCUUCAUUGCCAGUUCAAUUCUGUGCAUCUAAUAAUGUAAGUUCUGCAGCAUAGAAGCUUGGCUUGAAG
Molecule: messenger RNA, 1408 nt
Organism: Camellia sinensis
Lineage: Eukaryota; Viridiplantae; Streptophyta; Magnoliopsida; Ericales; Theaceae
Source: RefSeq, a predicted model, not a curated record